AUGUCUCGUCUAGCCGCAGAAUUUGCAAUGAAAGAUCUCGGUCCAUUAAGUCAUUUUUUGGGUAUCCACGUCCGUCGGCAAGGUAAUCAAAUGUUUCUGUCUCAACAGGUUUAUGCAAAAGAAAUAAUCGAACGUGCAGGCAUGUCGUCGUGUAAACCCGUGCCUACACCGGUUGACACCAAACCAAAGCUUGGUUCAAAUGCAGGUGUUGAUUUUGAGGAUCCUACUUUGUAUCGCAGCCUUGCGGGAGCCCUUCAAUAUUUGACCUUCACGCGACCCGACAUUUGUUAUGCUGUUCAACAAGUUUGCAUGUAUAUGCAUGCACCUAAGGUGGAUCACUGGAAUGCUCUUAGACGCAUCAUACGAUAUAUCCAAGGUACAUCGUCGCAUGGUCUCACUAUUGGCACAUCUACGGAUCUCUCAUUGCGCGCAUACACCGAUGCCGAUUGGGCCGGGUGUCCGGAUACGCGUCGUUCUACCUCCGGCUAUUGUGUCUACUUAGGGCCGAACAUUAUCUCGUGGUCGUCAAAACGUCAAUCGGUUAUAUCUCGAUCCAGUGCUGAAGCAGAGUACCGGGGUGUUGCAAAUGUCGUAGCCGAAAUAUGUUGGCUUCGUAAUCUCUUGCUCGAAUUACACAAACCACUGACUAGUGCAAGUCUUGUGUACUGUGACAACAUCAGUGCUAUCUACUUGUCCGGAAACCCCGUCCAACAUCAACGUACCAAGCAUAUUGAGUUAGAUAUUCACUUCGUCCGUGAUCUAGUUCAACGAGGUUCCGUCCGGAUUCUCCAUAUUCCUACGCGUUUUCAAGUGGCUGACAUCUUCAAGAAAGGGCUACCCAAGGUUUUAUUUGACGAUUUCAGGUCCAGUCUCAGCAUUCGGCCUCCCUUCGCUUCGACUGCGGGGGUGUAA
Molecule: messenger RNA, 912 nt
Organism: Helianthus annuus (common sunflower)
Lineage: Eukaryota; Viridiplantae; Streptophyta; Magnoliopsida; Asterales; Asteraceae
Exons: 1
Coding region: 1-912 (303 amino acids)
Source: RefSeq, a predicted model, not a curated record